AUGCCGAGCGUUGACAUUUUUGGUGCCUGUGGGAAACGGAGCCUGAACAAACCGGAGGCACAUCGUAUGAUACGAGAACACUACAAAUUUUAUUUGGCAUUCGAAAACAGUAAUUGCCAUCAGUACAUCACCGAGAAGUUCUGGAUAAAUGCUUUGAGAAAUGAUGCCAUUCCGAUUGUCAUGGGUGCGCCAAAAAACGACUACCUAAGUGUCGCACCACCUAAUUCGUUCAUUCAUGUGGACGAUUACACUCCGGAGCAACUGUCUCGGUAG
This is a messenger RNA of Haemonchus placei, 273 nucleotides long. The record is from the annotation of a GenBank genome assembly. NCBI's taxonomy places the organism in Eukaryota, Metazoa, Nematoda, Chromadorea, Rhabditida, Trichostrongylidae.